CUAUUGAAGACCUCACAGAAACGCAAACGGUUUGCGGCCCCUCGAAUUCUCAUCGUUUCUCUCUCUCUAUCGAAUUUUGUUUCCUUUCGCUCUCUGCCCUUGCUUGCAAGUUUAUUUUAGGGAUUCUUCCGGUUUCGUUCUCCGCCGCUAAUUCUUUUCAUCGGGUUUGGUUGAAGAAGGUAAAAAGUAAAGGAUUUCUCGGUGUUAACUGUUGCGCCGGAUUUUAACAUUUGUAUUCAUUGCGAAUGAUUUAAUGGAGUCAAAAGGUGGUAAGAAGAAGUCUAGUAGUAGUAGUAGUAGUAGUAGUAAAUCCCUGUUCUACGAAGCUCCCCUCGGAUACAGCAUUGAAGACGUUAGACCACACGGUGGAAUCAAGAAGUUCAGAUCUGCUGCCUACUCCAACUGCGUUCGUAAGCCAUCCUGAGUUUUGCUGAAUCCCGUUUGACCUGCGCCCCGAGAUCCUUAGUUUUCUAUUAUUUUUGCUGUGUCUUUUUUCUUUAGUACUCUCUACUUUCCUCGUUCUCUCGUUCAAUCUCUCAACAUUAUUACCUUCCUUUUAAGAAAAGAUGACGUUUCCAACCUCUGCAAUCGGAUUUGAAGGCUAUGAAAAGAGGCUUGAAGUAUCAUUCUUUGAGCCUGGCAUUUUUGCCGACCCAAGGGGCAUGGGCCUUCGUGCUUUGUCCAAGGCACAACUAGAUGAAAUUCUGACAUUAGCUGAGUGUACCAUUGUUGACUCUUUGUCCAAUGACUAUCUUGAUUCAUAUGUCCUUUCGGAGUCGAGCCUCUUUGUAUACCCAUACAAGUUCAUCAUCAAAACUUGCGGCACUACUAAGCUGCUUCUGUCUAUUCCGGCUCUGAUAAAGUUGGCUGAUUCCCUAUCCCUUCAUGUGAAAUCUGUGAGGUACACUCGUGGGAGCUUUAUCUUUCCUGGUGCCCAGUCUUUUCCCCAUCGCAGCUUCUCUGAGGAAGUUGGUGUGCUUGAUGGCUAUUUGACCAAGCUUGGCCUCCGUGGCUCUGCAUAUGUGAUGGGAAGUCCUGAUGAGACAAGGAAAUGGCACGUUUACUCUGCCUGUGCCAAAAUGGGUAGCCGAAGCAACAAUCCUCCCGUCUAUACUCUGGAGAUGUGCAUGACUGGCUUAGACAAGGAGAAGGCGUCUGUCUUCUUCAAAACAGACACAAGUUCUGCUGCUACAAUGACUGAAAACUCCGGUAUCAGGAAGAUCCUUCCGAAAUCUGAAAUAUGUGACUUCGAGUUCGACCCAUGUGGGUAUUCCAUGAAUGCCAUUGAAGGAGAUGCAGAGUCUACCAUCCAUGUAACUCCAGAAGAAGGGUUUAGCUAUGCAAGCUUUGAAGCAGCAGGUUAUGAAUUGGACGACGUGGACCUGUGUAAGCUGAUUGGGAGGGUGCUGGCAUGCUUCCAGCCAUCUGAUUUCUCUGUUGCCCUCCACUCAGAUGUCGUGGGUGAGAAUCUGAAAGAUUUACUGUGCCUGGAUCUGAAGGGGUACGAGGGUGGAGAGAAGAGCUGUGAAAUGCUCGAGGAAAAUGGAUCCGUCAUCUAUCAGAGCUUUAAGAAUAGAGGAGAUUAUGCGUCAUCUCCAAGGUCAAUCCUCAUGAAAUGCUGUUGGAGAGAGGACGAGGCGGACGAGGAAGUUGGGAAGUAGUAGUAGUAGUAGUUACGUUGUUUCAACUUUUGCUGCGUUUUAUCUUUUAAUUACUAUAGUAUCUUCGGGGUAGUCGUGUUCUGUUCUGUUGUGCUCUGUUCUGUUGUUUCCUUUUGCGAAUAAUAAUAAUUCCCAGGUGGGGAUUGUGUAGGCUGUCGUCGUGUCCUGGAGAGUCUACUUAUGUCAUUAUGAUCAUCAAACUAUAUAAUGAUAAUAUCGUAUUUCCUUAUUUUA
Molecule: messenger RNA, 1895 nt
Organism: Cucurbita maxima (winter squash)
Lineage: Eukaryota; Viridiplantae; Streptophyta; Magnoliopsida; Cucurbitales; Cucurbitaceae
Product: S-adenosylmethionine decarboxylase proenzyme-like
Exons: 4
Coding region: 567-1661 (364 amino acids)
Biological process (GO): spermine biosynthetic process; spermidine biosynthetic process
Cellular component (GO): cytosol
Molecular function (GO): adenosylmethionine decarboxylase activity
Source: RefSeq, a predicted model, not a curated record